Messenger RNA from Bactrocera oleae (olive fruit fly), 1648 nucleotides. It is a transcript of the gene Cpr66Cb, whose product is annotated as Cuticular protein 66Cb. Gene Ontology annotation, cellular component: extracellular matrix. The record is from RefSeq and is a predicted model, not a curated record. NCBI's taxonomy places the organism in Eukaryota, Metazoa, Arthropoda, Insecta, Diptera, Tephritidae.
CAAUGUUGUUGUUGUUGUUAUCUAUUGCUUUAGGCUGCAAAGUUUGUCGGGCUUUGCUGUUGUUGUUGUUACAUGGCUUAACGAUUGCAUGUCGCACUUUCUUCCUAAGUAUAUAAAAGCGCCGAGCUAGCGAAGCUUUGGUAUUAUUCAGUGGUGAAAAGUGGCAACGUUCAGUUCGAUCAGCACAAAGUAGUGAUCUCGUUUAAUGCAAUAAAACGCAAAUUGUUUGAAAUAACAAAAAAUAUCUAUAAAAUACCUUUUUGGUGUUGAAAUAACAUAAUUUAAUAUAUAACUAAGCGCUCAAUUAAUAAUAAAAACAACAACUAAUUCUUUCGAAAUGGCACUGAAGUAUUUGAUUUUCGCUUCUGCGCUCUGUCUUACCAUGGCUUCACCGAUAGGCCAUUAUUAUGAGGAACAACAUGGUGGCUAUGAGGAGCUCGGCGGACACGAACUCGGUGGUCAAGAGCUAGGUGGACACGAUCUUCAUCAAAUCGAACGCGUCUCUUUGGGCGAGGAACAUCACGGUUAUGAGCAAGAGGAAGAGCAUGUGGAUUAUUAUGCUCCACCAAAAUAUGCUUUCAAAUAUGGCGUGAAUGACUUCCACACUGGAGAUGUGAAAUCGCAACAUGAAUCGCGCGACGGCGAUUCCGUUAAAGGACAAUACUCCUUGGUCGAACCGGAUGGCUCAAUCCGCACCGUGGACUACACAGCGGACAAACACAACGGUUUCAAUGCUGUCGUGCACAAAACCUCACCGGUACACCACGAGGAAGGACAUUAUUAAGGAAAUUUAAAGGCAUAAACGAUUUAAAUGUAAUUGAAGCCAAGCUUAGCAACAGCGGCAGCAGCAGAAACAUAGUACUUAGUAAUAAAUUCCAAACGAAUUAGCUAAAUUAUAAAUGAAAGGGAAGUUGAAAGGGAACACACAACAAACAAAAUGAGAUUACUUAAUAUACUCAACUAGAUUUCAUUACUCAAUCACAAAUAUCUACUUUAACUGCCAUCUUAGAAAUUUUUGACUGUCUACGGUAGAAUUUUAGUUUUUUCUCAUAUGGAUCUUAGCGUGUAUGUCUUUACUUUAUACAAUAUAUAUAUAUAUAUUUUUUUUUUCUUUUUACCGAGUUGGAGACACUGUGAUAGCGUUAAUAUUCUAACUCGUUCGACUGUUCAUUACUCUAACCAUUUGCCAUUCGCCAUUAGCACUAUUGCCAAUAACAAAUACAACAACUAUUAUCACCUCUAUAUGUUUAUAUGUUUGUAUGUAAUUUUAAAUCUACUUUAUUUUCAAACUGUAAUUAGUCACUAUCUUUUAUUAAACAGUACUUUAACUAUGAACGGAUGCAGCAAACUUAUUUGAAAACUUACGAAUUUACUUUAACUUUAACACAGAAAUAUUGUGACGUCAUUUAAGCUUAUUAAAAGUUGAUAUAAAAAUGUGUCGUAUUAUUAGAAAAAAUCUUAUAUCGUUUUAUAAUCGAAAUUUUUAUGAUUUCUAACCUAAAAAUUUAAGACUUCUUGCCUAAAUUUUAUUUUUCAACUCAUUACUAACAAAUUCAUCGCAUUAAUUAUAUUAAUUGUUGAAGUGUGAAAACAAACCGAUUAAUAUGCACUGUAAGAUCAAUAAAAUAAAGAAGUAAUAUAUAUAUUA